AUGGCACAGCAAUCGCCUUCGCAGCCUCGCGCCUACUCCCAAGCGGCGUACGGACAACCCAACGGCCUCUCACAAGCUAGCGGCCCAGCGCCAGGAGCUCGACCUUUGGAGCCGAACCAAGGUCGCGUGCAGCAGAUCGGUCAUGCUCGCGUGCUCUGUAUAGCUGAUGUCAGGGGCAACCUUAGGCAGCUGAACGAGCUUGCGCGCAACGCGAAUGCCGACUACAUCAUCCACACCGGCGACUUUGGCUUCUACGACGACUCAUCGCUUGACCGGAUAGCAGAGAAGACAUUGAAGCACGUCGCUCAAUACUCGCCUCUCCUUCCAGAACCCACCAAGGCGGAGAUCGCCCGCGCUGGCAACCAAGCACCAAUCAAGGAGCGCUUCCAGCGUGACCGCCUACCCCUCUCCGAGCUUCCGCGAUUCCUUGACAAGAGUUACAAGCUCGAUGUGCCCGUCUUCACUGUAUGGGGUGCGUGCGAAGAUGUGUCAGUAUUGGAGAAGCUGCGCUCCGGCGAGUACAAGAUCGAUAAUUUGCAGGUGAUCGAUGAGGCACAUUCGCGAUUGCUCGAGAUUGGAGGAGUGAAGCUGCGUCUGCUUGGUCUUGGCGGCGCUGUGGUCAUGCACAAGAUGUUCGACAACGGAGAAGGGCGGACAACGAUCGCUGGAGGUCAGGGCACCAUGUGGACAACACUGCUGCAGAUUGGCGAGCUCAUCGACACUGCCAAUCGCGUCUACGAUCCUACUGAGACUCGUCUGCUUGUCACCCAUGCCUCACCAGCAAGAGAAGGUCUGCUUAACCAGCUGUCCGUCAUGCUCAAGGCCGACUUUUCGAUCUCAGCUGGUCUGCACUUCCGAUAUGGCAGCUCAUACAACGAGUUCUCUGUCAACCCAUCGCUCGAUCACUACCGUGGAAAGCUGUCUGCGUCGAAGGCUCAGUUCAACGACGUUUGGGAUACGGUCAAGCACGAGGUGGAGCCUGCUGUUUCAGAGAACGAUGCUCAGAGCAGACUCCUUCAGCUCGCAGUCGAGCUUGUCAGCAAGAUGCCGGCCACUGCUUCCGGCGGCAACCCAUUCGGAGGUGGGCCACCAAACGGCCAGAUAGACGAGUCCGCCUUCAAGAAUAUGUGGAACUUCAAUCUUGCGGACGCUGCGUUUGGCUGGCUCGUCCUCGACAUCGACCAAGGCAGAAUUGGUACAGAGAUGCGCGCUCAAGGCUUCAACUUCUCUCACAGGAGCAGCAAGACCCAACAGCAGCGCCCACAAGCGAUCCCAUCAGCACCGUCGAACGCUACCAUGGCUCCCACUGGCGGUGCUCUGCCAACUGGUCCACAGCAACAGCCACCUCUCGCGCAACAGCAAGUCCGUCCACCUCCUCAGGGCCCAGCUGCUCAGCAGAACGCUAUCGGCCAACAGCCACAGCAGGAUGCUCAGCAACCAUUGGCUCAGAGGCAAUUCGAGCAAGCCACACAGCCGAAGCCUGUGCAACAGCGCCAGCCAACACCAAGCCAACCUGCUCAGAAACAGAACACUCCGGCCGCGCCUGCUAACGCUGCCCUCACCACUAACGGCGUUACGGCUCCCACCGCUACUCUACCACAAACUAAUGGUAUGUCGUCAGAGACGCCAAAGCCGACUGAGACUCCGGUACAGAGACAGAACAACGUCCAACAGGACCCACCAAAAGCCAUCUUCAUCAAUGGCCUGUUCGACCUCUCUUCUGCUGACGAAGUCAAGGCUCAGCUCUUCUCGCCAGAAGAUGCAGCCAAGAUCACGACACUCGACAAGCAAGGCAGUAACGGUCGUUGGGUGGCUCACUUCGCCGACCACGAGACGAUGAGGGAUAUCCUCCGUCGCAGCCCACCAAAGGAUGCACGUGAGAAGUUCAAGGGUGUCCGUCUGGCAGAGUACAGGCCUGGUGGAGGCCGUGGCGGCUUCAAUGAUCGCGGACGAGGUGGAUUCGCUGGCCGCGGAGGACCUGCCCAGCGCGGUGCUACUGGCGGACCUGAGCGUGGCGGCUAUCAAUCUGCUGGCGGCGCGACCACUGGUAGUGACAGUGAGUCCGGGCGCGGCGGACGUGGUGGACGUGGCGGACGCGGUGGCCGCGGUGAUUUCCGGGGUCGUGGUCAGUGGCGCGGCGGCAACGAGCGUGGUGGGACGGGUAAGCCUGAAGGUGCCGCAGCUGGUGAUGUCACCAAGCCGCAGCAGCAGCGCGUCCAGUCUCCGCCUCCACAGACGCCGCAGGGUCCACGUGCCAACAUCGACUGGCGCAAGAACGGAGCUCACGAUCGUCCUAAGCAGAACGGUCAGCAGGUCGCUGUUCCGGCCCUUCCUGCUCUCAACGGCAAGGAGAUGAGCAAGGCAGACAAGGCCGAGCAGAAGAAGGAAGAGAAUCAGGACAAGAAGAUUGGUGAUAAGAUUUCAGCAUAG
This is a messenger RNA of Recurvomyces mirabilis, 2430 nucleotides long. RefSeq lists its product as uncharacterized. NCBI's taxonomy places the organism in Eukaryota, Fungi, Ascomycota, Dothideomycetes, Mycosphaerellales, Teratosphaeriaceae. Bases 1 to 2430 code for a protein of 809 amino acids. The record is from RefSeq and is a predicted model, not a curated record. The transcript has 4 exons.